AACUGCGUCCUAAAGCGCUGCUGUAAAACACUUACAAACCCAGAAAGGCUUGUGGUCGGCUCUUCUCGAGUGGUGGCGAGAGGAAGGGGGUGAUUGCAAACUACAGCGCUAUGAUUCUAGGGCUAAAGGAUUUCACCGACCGGAUAGGCGAAGGAAUCGGGCAGCCCCGACUCGACUUCGCUGGCGGCGAGGAGCUCAUGCACGUCCAGGACGGUGUCGCGAUUGUCCUCGGUUGUCGCUCGCCGGAAUCACCAGGCACACUCUACAUCUCUACUAGGAGAGUGAUUUGGUUGAGUGAUACAGUAAGAGACAGAGGCUACGCGGUAGAUUUCUUGUCUGUUUCCCUCCAUGCCGUGUCUAGGGAUCCCGUGGCUUACCCUUCACCCUGUAUCUACACUCAGAUUGAGGUUGAAGCUGCUGAAGAUGAUGAUCCUGAGGGUCUGGAUGAUGAGUGUCCUGACGAGAUAGACAUAUCGAAGAUAACAGAGAUGAGACUUGUACCAUAUGAUCCUAAUCAGUUGGAUACUCUCUUUGAUAUUUUUUGUCAGUGUGUAGAACUUAAUCCCGAGCCACUGGAAGGUGAAGAUGAAGAAAAUAAUUGGGUUUUCGGUGAUGAAGGUCUUUCUGAAUAUGGAGAUCUGUCCGCGUGGCAACUUUCAGAAGAUCUCCCUAACCCGAUUGGACAUGCAAAUGGACAUCAUGAACUAGCACAUUCUGUGCUUCAUCUCCAAAUCAAUGAUCAGCGCUUUGAGGAUGCUGAAGAAAUGGAAGAUGGUAAUCACAUUUAGAAUUAAUUCUGCUCUUUUCUUUCACAUCCAAACUAAAAUCUUGUUGUCAAAUGCCUGCUGAUGUUUUUGUCCAAAGCAGAUACGACGUU
Molecule: messenger RNA, 877 nt
Organism: Phalaenopsis equestris
Lineage: Eukaryota; Viridiplantae; Streptophyta; Magnoliopsida; Asparagales; Orchidaceae
Product: chloride conductance regulatory protein ICln
Exons: 7
Coding region: 111-788 (225 amino acids)
Biological process (GO): cell volume homeostasis; spliceosomal snRNP assembly; chloride transport
Cellular component (GO): pICln-Sm protein complex; cytosol; spliceosomal complex
Source: RefSeq, a predicted model, not a curated record